Saccostrea cuccullata (small rock oyster) is the source of this 3102-nucleotide messenger RNA. RefSeq names its product kelch-like protein 3. Bases 77 to 2899 code for a protein of 940 amino acids. NCBI's taxonomy places the organism in Eukaryota, Metazoa, Mollusca, Bivalvia, Ostreida, Ostreidae. The record is from RefSeq and is a predicted model, not a curated record. Gene Ontology annotation, molecular function: protein binding. The transcript is spliced from 11 exons.
UGCGUCACAGUAGGUAAACCUCAUUUUCGCGUUCAUUGGUUUGGGAAACGGCAGCGGAUUUUGUAUCAGCGGCAAAAUGACUAGAUUCCAUUUCUCAAACCGUCUGGUGAAGAAGUUUAAGAAGUCGGGCAAAAAGGGAGGAACAGCCGGUCCCGCCGAUAUUCCGUCAAACACUGCUGAGGCCGGUGUAAUGGAAGAAGUAAUGUCCAACUUGGUUCUGAAAAAAGCCGAGUCGGACACCAAGAACUCGUGUAGCAGUACAAGCAGCUGUAGCAGCUUUGAUGUCGCCAGUGAUAUCACACAACACAGUGUGGAGAGGAUAUUCCAGGAAGUGGACGGCCAUCUGAGCGUGACGGAGACCCAGAAAUACUCGGAUGCCGUGGAGGCGCUCAGUGAGUCGGAACUGAACAAAAAGCUGGCGGAGGAACUGGAUCAACUACAGCAGCUGCUGGAGGAUGAAAAGAAGGGAGAGAUCCACACUGACGUCAAAAACGUGGACCCCGAGGCCGAGAUCCCCUGGGAGCAGACGCACAAACGCGUCCUCACCAUGACGGUGGAAACCCACAAGCACAAGCAUGAGCACGAUGAGCAUCAUCAUCAUAACCACGAUCCAGUUCCUGUAAAUAACCAGGUCCCCAGCAAUCUGGCGACUACCCUCCCUAACCGAAAAAUCCCCCUCCAUAAAGAGUUCGCCUGCACCAACCUGGCCUGUACGGACCCUCACUGCUCUGACGUCAUGUGUGGAACUAAAGUCACCGAGAUCAAGAGCCACAACUCCGAUCCCGAUCUUUAUUCCUCCAAGUAUGCCCUGGAUACAGCCGUGGCACACACUGAUAAGACAGUGAAAAAAGUGUCUGAGCUUACUUCCCAUGAAAAGGAUCACUAUUACGGCAAGCCGAUCUUAUUUGUCAUGGACUCGAGGAACAAAUUCCAUCCUUUGACCCGAGAGAAGGAUGCCCACAAGGUGGUUGAUAAUGCCAAAGGCUAUCAUCCAACCAAGGCUCAGGAAUACGUCGUCAACGCGCUUCAAGAGAGCGAGGAUGCCCAUAUUGCGGCCCAUGAUAUCUGGACUGGCAAAUUCAUCCGCAACUGUCAGGAAGAGAACCUAAUGACCGAUGUCAACAUCACCAUCGGUGACGAACUCUUCACAGCCCACAGGAUUAUGCUUGCGCAAUUUAGUACCUAUUUCCAAGAACUAUUUUGCAUCUCGGAGCGUGACGGUGCCUUACCUUUCAAUUUGCGAUUAAGAGGAAUCACUGCGGAUGCAUUUGAAGCCUUUUUGCACCUUGUGUACAUGGGAGACUGCGAAAUAACACCCGAAAUUGUUAUGGACGUUUCCAUGAUCGCCAAACGCUUUGGGGUCAAAGAGCUACGACAAAAGGUAGCGGAUUAUUUGAAUUCCAUGAGCACUGAAAAUUGCUUGGAGAUUCUCAAACAGGGAGUCGUAUCUCAGAGUGACACAAUGUACGAAGUGGCCUUUAAAACUGUAGUUAGAUGCUUCAAAGAAGCUGCAAAGAAUGUCAAUUUCAUGGAACUCCGCCUUGAAACGGUAGAAAAGAUCCUCUCGUCAGAUAAUCUAGUGGUGCAAAACGAGACAGAAGUAUUUAACGCUGCAUACAAGUGGGUCAAAUAUGACCUCCGCAAGAGGGAGCAGUUCUUGUCAAGGGUCAUGGAGUGUGUUCGAUUCGCUCACAUGGAGCACCCCGAGCUCUUCCUCAUCUUCAGUGACACCGAUCUCCUUCAGAAGAACGCUUACUGCAGGGAUCUUUUAUUGAAAGCUAACUGGAUUGUGACUACCCGUAUGUUGCACAUUGUGGAUCCUUUUGAGCUUCCGUGUCCAAAGAAGAGAGAACCAAUCGGUCUCGAUAAGAGCCCUGAACUUCAGAUCAUGAGUGGAGUGACCAAGGAAACGAAAAAAUCAGAGGGAGUUAAACUGGAACCCGGGGACCUUCUAGCUUUUGGCGGAUUCUUCUCGGGGUUGGAUAAAACAAGGGCCAUUGAAGGAGGCAGGAAUAUGAUGUUGUACAGUGUGUCCACUCGCACUUGGACAAAGUUAACAGAACUUUCAGAACCACGGGUUCACCAUGCCGCUUGUGUCCUCAAUGGAAAGAUUUACAUCUCCGGCGGAAGUAACCCUAGACUGCAGAUACAGAACCCCCGGGCUCUGUCUCAGUGCAUCUGCUUUGAUCCAUACACAAGGAAGUGGUCCACUGUUGCACCACUGAGGUCAGCUAGACUCAUGCACUGUAUGGUGGCUCUGAAUGGACGUCUGUAUGUGAUCGGGGGCCAGGACAUUAAUGAUAGAUUGCUGAAUACUAUGGAAUGCUACAACCCGGGCACGGAUACAUGGGUGUGGAUGCCCACCUUUCAGGUCCCUCGCCUCGCCGCCGCCGCCGCGGUGAGCAACGGGAAGAUUUAUCUGGCCGGAGGAUACACCGCGGACAUUAAAACCAAAUCUGGUUCUCCUAUAUCAUCUGUACUAGAGUGCUUCGAUCCGAAAACAAACAAAUGGACCCGGUUAGGUGAUAUCCGUGUUCCGCGGUGUCACGCCGUGAUGGUAGAGGUUCGCGGUGAUCUGUUUCUGUGCGGUGGCGCCACUAGGACUCAUGGUACCGAUUUCACCACUGCCGCCAGUCUCCGAGAUAUUGACAAGUACAACAAGGAGUAUGAUAGGUGGGAGAAAGUGGCGGAUCUUGAUACCGAGAGACAUGCAUGCGGUGGGACUGCUGUCGGUGAUAAGAUUUAUAUCUGCGGUGGUGCCUGUACAGCCCUAGGUCAUAUGCUGUAUUCCAUGGAGGUGUAUGAUACUGUCUCCGAAAAAUGGGAAAGAUCCGCGCCCGAUUGUCCGAUCCCGGGAAGAUUUCUUUCAUUAGUCUCGGUCCCACCCAACGGAAAUUAGAAAACGGAAAUGAUAUUUUCACCCUAUAGAAUUAAAUGCAGAAAAAAUUGUUGAGAUUUUUAUAUAACUCAGGGAAAAGUUGUAGCACGGAAUAUUUGAAAGCCAAAUGAUUGUACUUAUAAGUGAAUGUAUCAUUGUAUAAAGACAAUAUUUAUGAAAACUGUAUAGAUUUUAAAGCAAUAAAUGCAAGAAAGCAAAUUUAA